Beta vulgaris subsp. vulgaris (sugar beet) is the source of this 1463-nucleotide messenger RNA. Its product is annotated as translocase of chloroplast 34. The coding region runs from base 210 to 1145 and encodes 311 amino acids. The record is from RefSeq and is a predicted model, not a curated record. Gene Ontology annotation, molecular function: protein-transporting ATPase activity; GTP binding. The transcript is spliced from 8 exons. Lineage: Eukaryota; Viridiplantae; Streptophyta; Magnoliopsida; Caryophyllales; Amaranthaceae. Gene Ontology annotation, cellular component: chloroplast outer membrane. Gene Ontology annotation, biological process: intracellular protein transport.
CAUUUAAAAAGAAUCAAGUGAAGGAGCCGAGGAGGAGAGAGAAAAUCGAGAGAUUAGCGCGACAGUAAAGGCGCAGGAAGAGAACAAGGAAGAGGACAUUGAAGUUGAUAAGGCUACUGGGGUUUCAGCUAAAUUAAGGCUAAAGCCCUUAUCUGAAAGCACCUCUCCUUUCAUCCUUCAACAUCAACAACUCCAGCGAAAAAUUGAGGAUGGCCGCUCAAAUGGUCCGUGAAUGGAGUGGAAUUCAGCAGUUUCCCGCCGCGACACAGACUAAGUUGCUUGAAUUAUUGGGGAAAUUGAAGCAGGAGAAUGUGGAUUCAUUGACCAUCCUUAUUAUGGGGAAAGGUGGUGUAGGGAAGUCUUCAACUGUAAACUCAGUCAUUGGUGAGCGAGUUGUAGCUGUUAGUGCUUUUCAGUCUGACACACCGAGGCCCGUGAUGAUUUCUCGUACGAGGGCAGAAUUUACAUUGAACAUCAUUGACACACCAGGUCUUGUUGAAGGAGGAUAUGUGAACGACCGGACUAUAGAUAUGAUUAAAAGCUUCCUUUUGGAUAAGACCAUAGAUGUAUUGCUGUAUGUAGACCGGCUGGACGCUUACAGAGUAGAUAACUUAGACAGACAGAUUAUCAAAGCCAUUACUGAUAGUUUUGGAAAAGGAAUAUGGGAUCGUGCUGCUGUUGUCCUUACUCAUGCUCAGCUCUCACCACCAGAUGGAUUGAGCUAUGAAGAAUUCUUCACUAAAAGAUCCGAGUCUCUUCUAAAAGUACUUCGCCUUGGGGCCCGAAUGAAGAAGCAGGAUUCUUCUGAGUCCUCCAUACCUGUGGUUUUGGUUGAGAACAGUGGGCGAUGCAAUAAAAAUGACAAUGGUGAAAAGGUCCUUCCAAAUGGAAUUUCAUGGAUCCCAAAUUUGGUCAAGACAAUCACAGAUGUUGUUUCAAAUGGAAGUAAGGGUAUCUUAGUUGACCAGAAGUUGAUUGAGGGACCCAACCCAAAUGCACAAAACAAGAUAUGGAUACCCUUAUUUUUGGCAGUUGAAUAUUUCUUGGUGAAGCAGAUUCGUGGUUGGAUCAAAUCUGAUGUUGCAAAGGAAUUUAAACCCGCAUGGGAACUCCGAGAUAUUGGUGCAGCGAAGCGCAAGUUCUGAUAAGCUACAUCCUACUUUGAGCCUUUUCCUUUGACAGUGUCUCAAUAGUGUUUCUCAUGACUACUUCUAUAGAGAUUUUUACCGUCAGCGUAGCAGUAACCUUCGGCAACGUGAGCGAUUUUGAGUCUAAGAGAGCUAUCUCUGUUUUUUUCAUAUAAAAUCUUCGGAUAGUGAAAGUACACUCUUGAAUUUUUUGAAUCUGUAUUAUUGUAUCUACUAGUUAAUUUACUUUAUGAUAAAGCAGGUUUUGUAAAACCAAUUUGCAGCACCGCUGUUACUGUUAGUGCUGUAGCGUAUGUUUUCUGUUUUGGUUCUUGA